Messenger RNA from Oncorhynchus nerka (sockeye salmon), 1961 nucleotides. RefSeq lists its product as uncharacterized. The record is from RefSeq and is a predicted model, not a curated record. The coding region runs from base 422 to 1363 and encodes 313 amino acids. The transcript has a single exon. NCBI's taxonomy places the organism in Eukaryota, Metazoa, Chordata, Actinopteri, Salmoniformes, Salmonidae.
UCCACUUCAUUUGCUGGACAAGAGUGAAGGCGCCCUUGUAUGCUACAUUACCUCAUUUAAUAAAUAACCACCUCGCUGCCCGGACCUCAGAGCCUAUCCAUAAACGCCUAUUCGAGCUUUAUCCGUCCGGGUAAACAAUUGCGGUGAGUGUAUCUGAAAGCCCGUGGACCACGGAGACUAUAGCGCACCAUCUCGUUAGCUUCCUAGUAAAUGCCUCAUAAAUACCAGAAUGGUGCAAUUGUUUUACGCGAUAAGCCCGUGUUCUAGCCAAGAUGAGCGUAAGAGAAAUCUGCUCCGUCAGUGAAGGACACAUUGUGUGUGUUAAGCAUCCAACAGGCUACGCUUCUUCUAUUGCACCGUGUAUAGCAUCUAAUCAUUCAAGACGGACGGUGUGGCGGAGCACAGAGGGAGGAGGGCAAAUAUGAGGGACAGGGACUUCAUGCCCAACGUGGAACGGGGAAAACCCGCCACAUACACUGGGGACAAGAAGGCUAAAAUGGCUGCGAAGACCAACAAAAAGUGGGUGAGACUGGCCACUGUUUUCGCAUACGUGUUGUCCGUGUCUCUGGGGGCUAUCAUAUUGGCCAUAUAUUACAGCCUAAUAUGGAAACCAACGUCUGCUUCCUCCUCAUCAUCAUUUUCGAGACACAAUGCUGUGACCCCCGUAACGGCAAAUACUACGAACAAUACCACCAGUGUACCAAAUUAUACCAUACACACAGGUACGCAGAAGACGGACACUUUUACACGCGAUGAGUCCAGGUCCAUGGCAUCACUUGUUACAUUAAAAACAGAUACCGCCGGGACCAAUGCAUUUCAGUGGUUGGAUAGUAGUAGUAAAAGUCCCACGGCCCCCUCAGACGGCAAUACGCCCACAACAGCGGUUGAAGGACCAACAAUAGUACACUUCGUCACCGCACAGAGCUACGCAGCCACACAGAACAAAUUGGACACGCCGACAGAAGUCAGAGACUCGUCUCCAAGUGUCACUCAAGAGGAUCCAGCGAACUUGCCGACGCACACAACCAGGGACCAAGAAGAGACGUGGUGGGUGUUUGGAGUACAACAGGAAUCGCUGGAAGGAUAUGGGCUGGAUUCAAUCCAAGAGAGUCAAGCUAUGGAUUCUUCUCGAACAAGAGUGAUGCUCACGGAAGCCUCAGCGGCUCCAAACGCAGACCAACAGGCUUUGCGCACAGACUCUACCUCUGACCAGGCCCAGGGUACGUGGGGACUCGUUACCUUUACUGAUGCACAACGUGAUUCUGAUUUAAUAACGGAAGGGUCAUCUUACUUCCUGGAGGAGCUGGUUACCAUGGACAACGGGGAUGCCUCAGUCAAAACUACACGUCCAGAGCACACAUGAUUUUUAGACACCAUACAAAGUGUUGUGUAGGGCCUAUAUAUUCUUAUAAUGCAUUAAGCUUUGGGGAAAUUAUAAUUAAAAUAUUCCAAAUGAUACCUUAAUUUGGCACCGUUAUUUGGAUUGUUGGCAUCACAACAUUUCUAUAGGUUAUAUCUUCAGUUCAAAUGUGACCCCAUUGUCUACCUGUUGAGGAAAUUAACUAAAUAAUUUGACUCGUCUGGAUUGAGCUAUAGGCAUAUAUGUGUUGUUUACAUUGGGCCAUAUUCUCAAGGAUAACGGACUAAUACACAAAUACUAAGCUAUUUAUACGAAAAUAGGUUCCACAAAUGCUGGCUAUUUUUAGGCCUUUAGGUUAUGUCCCAAUGUAAGAUGAUAUCAUGAAUGGAUUGGCAGAGGAAAACACAUGUAUUCCCUCUCAGGUAUGUACAUAUAAACUUGAUCCAAAGCAAGAUUCACUGUGUUAUGAUCUUUUUAGUAGGAGUCAAAUUAUGCGCAUCGGCCUAUGUUGAUGUUGUAGCCAAAUGUAGCCUCCUUUUUACAAUACCCAUGUGCAAUACAUAGCCUAUAUCAAGAGACAAAUAAAACCUUUUGAGAAUAA